Populus trichocarpa (black cottonwood) is the source of this 1483-nucleotide messenger RNA. Its product is annotated as probable F-box protein At4g22030. Lineage: Eukaryota; Viridiplantae; Streptophyta; Magnoliopsida; Malpighiales; Salicaceae. The transcript has a single exon. Bases 100 to 1350 code for a protein of 416 amino acids. The record is from RefSeq and is a predicted model, not a curated record.
UCAUCCUACAUAUCACAAACACAUUAGAGAGAAGCCAAAGAAAUUAGAAAGCCGAUACAUUUUCUCAAAAAAGAAAAGGGAAAAUCCAUAUACAUUAAUAUGGCCUCUUUACAAGCUUCAAGCUUUCUUGUCUCUUGUACUUGUUCAACAAGAAUCAAUGCUGCCAUUUCUGUACCUAAGCUUCCAGGAAUUCGUAUUUCAGUUCCAAGAAAUGCAUUAAAUGUAGUUGAGGAACAUAAUUUAAGAGAUGGGUUCACAAGUGCAAUCCCAAUAGAGAAGAUUAAUACUGCCACUAACACAAGGAUUGAUCAAGAACCAGCAACUACUAGAGCAACAGUCAAGCUUUUUGCCAUCUUGGAAGCCGUUGCAGAUAGAGUAGAGAUGCACAAAAACAUUGGGGAGCAACGUGACAAUUGGAACAAACUUCUUUUGAAUUCAAUUAACAUGAUCACUCUAACAGCAGCAACAAUGGCUGGUAUUGCAUCAGCUGGUACAGUUGGAGCACCUCUUUUGGCUUUGAAGUUAUCUUCUACUCUUUUAUUUUCUGCAGCUACUGGAAUGUUACUGAUCAUGAACAAAAUCCAGCCUUCACAGCUUGCAGAAGAGCAAAGAAAUGCCACAAGAUUGUUCAAGCAACUUUAUAGCCAUAUACGAACAACACUUGCUCUUCGCGAUCCUACCGCGUUAGAUGUGAAGGAUGCAAUGGAGAAGACAUUGGCUCUUGAUAAAGCUUACCCUCUUCCUUUGUUAGGAAAAAUGAUUGAAAAGUUUCCCGAAAAAUUUGAGCCUGCUGUUUGGUGGCCUAAAACACAAGGAUCCCCAAGAAAGCAGCACAAAACACAAGGAAGGAAUGGGUGCAGUGGGGAUCUUGAAGAGGAGAUGAGGCAGGUGAUUGAAGUGAUAAAGAGAAAAGAUAGUGAAGAUUACAUGAGACUAGGCAACUUGGCAUUGAAGGUUAACAAGAUCUUAGCCAUCUCUGGUCCAUUACUCACUGGCAUUGCAGCUGCUGGGUCUGCCUUUGUAGGCCAUGGAUCUUGGGCAGCGAUUGUGGCUGUCACAGCUGGUGCAUUAGCUAGCACAGUCAAUACAUUUGAGCACGGUGGCCAAAUCGGUAUGGUAGUUGAAAUGUACAGAAACUGUGCUGGAUUCUUUACACUUAUGGAAGAAUCAAUUGAAACCAGCAUUCAACAAAGAGAUUUCGAGAAAAGCGAAGACGGAGAAAUGUUUGAAAUGAAUGUUGCAUUGAAGCUUGGAAGAAGCUUGUCACAACUGAGAGAUCUUGCCAGAAAAUCCUCUUCUUCUCAUGUAGAUGGAAGCACCAUAGAUGAGUUUGCUAGCAAACUUUUUUGAUAGUAUUAGACCUCUCUGUCCAUAACUAAUUCACAUUCUUUUAAAAAUUCCUUUUGUACAUCAAAGUAACAUGUAUAGAUUAUCACAAAUGAUAUUCAAUUUUUUCCUCAAGAAUAUGUUCAAGUAUGAGAAA